GAUGGAGUUGAGUGUAAAGUUCAGAUCAGAGCAGUUAUUUGAUCACAUUCAUCACAUUUCCUUCAGAUAACACUUGAGAAAACUUUGGUCUGUGUUUUGUUCGCUGUUCAGCAGCAGAAUCACUUCACAGACGUUCAGCAGCUUCAUGACGAUCAUUUCCAGCCUUCACAAGCAGGUGGCGCUCUGCUAUGAAUCAGCUCAAGGACAGUGAAGAGGAAGCUCCGCCCUCUAAAACCACUCUGUGUGAGGAACAUGAGGGUCAGAGGUGAGAUGAGGAUCUCAUGGAUCAUGUCACAGCUCAGUGUUUUAUUUACACAUCAUGUGUUUGUAGGAGGAUCCAUCAACAGAGACCAGACUCUGCUGGACCUGGACCUGGACCCAGCUGUGUGUCCAUGAAGAGUGACCGGUCCAUGAAUGAACCUGUGAACUUCAAACAAGAACAGAGGAGGAUCCAUCAACAGGGACCAGACUCUGCCGGACCUGGACCCAGCUGUGUGUCCAUGAAGAGUGACCAGUCUAUAGAUUGUUAUAUUGACUUCAAGGAUGGACAAAAACAUGGUGAACUGAUAGUUGAUCAGCAGAGGACAGAGGUUCUCAGUGGUCAGUCUGUCCAGCAGCAUGGAGCAGACCUGGACUCCAUUUUUAAGCUGCUGGAGGAGAACAUCAUCUGCUUUGUGAAGAACGAGCUGAAGAAGAUCCACAAGGUUCUGGAUACAAAUCACACAGAAGUCUCAGAGAGUCAGAGGGAGGAUGAGGAGCAGAGGAGUAGCAGAGAGGCCUUUCUGAAGAUCACAGACGACUUCUUAAGGAGGAUGAAGCAGGAGAAGCUAGCUGACAAAAUCAGAGCUCCAGCUUGUCGACGUGAACUCAAAUCAAACCUAAAGAAGAAGUUCCAGUGUUUGUUUGAGGGUGUGGCUAAAGCAGGAAACCCCACCCUUCUGAAUGAGAUCUUCACAGAGCUCUACAUCACAGAGGGAGGGACUGGAGAGGUCAAUGAAGAACAUGAGGUCAGACAGAUUGAAAGAGCUUCCUGGAAACCAGACAGACCAGAAACAUCCAUCAGACAAGAAGACAUCUUCAAAGCCUCAGCUGGAAGAGACGGACCAAUCAGAAGAGUGAUGACAAAGGGCGUGGCUGGCAUUGGGAAAACAGUGUUCACACAGAAGUUCACUCUGGACUGGGCUGAAGACAAAAGCAACCAGGACAUACAGUUCAUGUUUCCCUUCACCUUCAGAGAGCUGAAUGUGCUGAAAGAGAAGAAGUUCAGUUUGGUGGAACUCAUCCAUCAAUUCUUCACUGAAACCAAAGAAGCAGGCAUCUGCAGGUUUGAAGACUUUAAGGUGGUCUUCAUCUUUGAUGGUCUGGACGAGUGUCGACUUCCUCUGGACUUCCACAACACUGAGAUCCUGACUGACGUCACAGCGUCCACCUCAGUGGACGUGCUGCUGACAAACCUCAUCAGGGGGAAACUGCUUCCCUCUGCUCGCCUCUGGAUAACCACACGACCUGCAGCAGCCAGUCAGAUCCCUCCUGACUGUGUGGACAUGGUGACAGAGGUCAGAGGGUUCACGGACCCACAGAAGGAGGACUACUUCAGGAAGAGGUUCAGAGAUGAGGAGCAGGCCAGGAGGAUCAUCUUCCACAUCCAGACAUCACAAAGCCUCCACAUCAUGUGCCACAUCCCGGUCUUCUGCUGGAUCACUGCAAAGGUUCUGGAAAACAUGCUGAAAACCAGAGAUGGAGGAGAACUGCCCAAGACCCUGACUGAGAUGUACAUCCACUUCCUGGUGGUUCAGUCCAAAGUGAAGAAGGUCAAAUAUGAUGGAGGAGCUGAGACAGAUCCACACUGGACUCCAGAGAACAGGAAGAUGAUUGAGUCUCUGGGGAAACUGGCUUUUGAGCAGCUGCAGAAAGGAAACCUGAUCUUCUAUGAAUCAGACCUGACAGAGUGUGGCAUCGAUAUCACAGCAGCUUCAGUUUACUCAGGAGUCUUUACUCAGAUCUUUAAAGAGGAGAGAGGCCUGUACCAGGACAAGGUCUUCUGCUUUGUCCAUCUGAGUGUUCAGGAGUUUCUGGCUGCUCUUCAUGUUCAUCUGACCUUCAUCACCUCUGGAACAAAUCUGUUGUCAAAACCAACAAUUAGCCAGUUGACCAGACUGUUUAGAAAAAAACCUGAACUGAAUCAUCUGCACCAGAGUGCUGUGGACGAGGCCUUACUGAGUCCAAAUGGACACCUGGACUUGUCCCUCCGUUUCCUCCUGGGUCUUUCACUGGAGACCAAUCAGAAGUUCUUAAGAGGUCUACUGACACAAACAGGAAGUGGUUCACAGACCAAUCAGGAAACAGUUGAGUACAUCAAGAAGAAGAUCAGUACGAAUCUGUCAGCAGAGAGAAGCAUCAACCUGUUCCACUGUCUGAAUGAACUGAACCAUCGUUCUCUUGUGGGGGAGAUCCAAUGGUUCCUGAGAUCAGGACGCCUGUCCACAGAGACACUGUCUCCUGCUCAGUGGUCAGCUCUGGUCUUCAUCUUACUGUCAUCAGGAAAAGAUCUGGAAGAGUUUGACCUGAAGAAAUACUCUGCUUCAGAGGAGGCUCUUCUGAAGCUGCUGCCGGUGGUCAAAGCCUCGAACAACUGUAAACUCUCAGAGAGAAGCUGUGAAGCUCUGUCCUCAGUCCUCAGCUCUGUGUCCUCUAGUCUGAGACACGUGGACCUGAGUAACAAUGACUUGCAGGAUCAAGGAGUGAAGCUGCUGUGUGAUGGACUGAAGAGUCCUCACUGUUCUCUGGAGACUCUCAGUCUGUCAGGUUGUCUGGUCUCAGAGGAAGGAUGUUCUUCUCUGACCUCAGCUCUGAACUCCAACCCCUCCCAUCUGAGAGAACUGGACCUGAGCUACAAUCAUCCAGGAGACUCAGCAGAGAAGCUGCUGUCUGCUGGACUGAAGAGUCCUCACUGGAGACUGGACACU
Messenger RNA from Solea solea (common sole), 2966 nucleotides. RefSeq names its product NACHT, LRR and PYD domains-containing protein 3-like. The annotation marks the transcript as partial. Gene Ontology annotation, molecular function: protein binding. NCBI's taxonomy places the organism in Eukaryota, Metazoa, Chordata, Actinopteri, Pleuronectiformes, Soleidae. The record is from RefSeq and is a predicted model, not a curated record. The transcript has 8 exons.